CGGCACGGACACUAGUUGUCGUCAGCCCUAUACCGAUUAGUUGUGUGGGGUACCAUCAAGCUGGUAUUGACUUCGCCUCGCCAUCCUACGCAUCCACCUCAGCAGACUUGGACUUCUAUAUUCACACAUUUGGCCUCUGGCGUAGCGGUCCUUGUUCGAGGAGAUCGCAACGCUUACCAAAGACACGAUCGUCAAGCCCUGCCGAGCGAAUCCGCAACCUGAUCCGACUUCUCGCCUUACGACACUUCUAACUUUGUUUCGUCAUCGCCAUGUUGGCACACUACGGCCCUCACGGAGAUGCCUUCGGGCGCCCGGACGGCUCAUUUCCUCCGAAAUACCUAUCUCUCGAGCAAGUUCAACUACUUCCUCGAAGACAUACUUCCACCUCUAGUACAAGAAAGACAUCCAGACCAAACAAGCUACGCAUCAUCACUUCGCCCGUGGCGCCCGCCUAUCGCCCUUCUACCACUACAAACCGUACCAAGAAGACAAAGACGAUACGCCCCAAGCAGGAACAACCGCCUUCGCCCGCCAUGUCCGGAUACAGCUACUCUUCUUCUGACCAGGGGAACUACAACUACCAAACCUCUUACCCAACUUCAACAGUACCUCAAUACACACAGUCCCAGAUUAACACCUACUACGCACAGUAUCAAUGUUACCCACCUCAACCAUACCAGAUCAUCCCAGAUUACUACGUGCAACCUGUAAAUGUUGCGCCCACUACUGGGUACCACCAACCAGUAGCAAGUGGGUAUGACAUUGGAGGAUGGCAAAGUCACGGCGGUGAUCUAGGGAUCAGUUCUUCGCAAGCGCCAACUAGGAGCAGCAGUCGUACAAAAACAUGGACCUGCGACAUUGCCUCGUGUACCUCCUCAGCAAACUUCACCCGCCUCGCAGACCUGCAACGCCACCAAUCCACCGUCCAUGGCCUAGGCACUCCAGAGUACCCUUGCAAUGUGCCUCGCUGCAACCGCGUAGGCGACAAAGGCUUCACACGACGAGACCAUCUAGUCGAGCAUCUGCGCAACUUCCACCACAUGGACAUUCCCAAACGGAGACCAGGGGAGCGAAGCGCCUUCCCCUUCGGAUGGCCCGAGGGAGGUGGCGCGGGCGGUUCUCACCAGUGAGUCUAUUCACACAUGGGAAGAAAGCGCGGGGAAAGAGGAGGGGCUGAUUGGGGUGUAGG
Alternaria rosae is the source of this 1189-nucleotide messenger RNA. RefSeq lists its product as uncharacterized. The transcript is spliced from 5 exons. Bases 270 to 1130 code for a protein of 286 amino acids. Lineage: Eukaryota; Fungi; Ascomycota; Dothideomycetes; Pleosporales; Pleosporaceae. The record is from RefSeq and is a predicted model, not a curated record.